Molecule: messenger RNA, 1011 nt
Organism: Penicillium olsonii
Lineage: Eukaryota; Fungi; Ascomycota; Eurotiomycetes; Eurotiales; Aspergillaceae
Source: the annotation of a GenBank genome assembly
AUGAAGCUCGACCCACGACACAUCCAUGAUCUAUCUCUCAAAUCAAAAAAAUUCGGGCCCAUCUCAGUCCUAGCACCAUUCUCAGCCCUCAUCAUCUCGAUCAUCCUCAUCAUCUUCUUCUUGGUCCGUUAUUAUGUGUUGGAAGGAUUCCUCAUCGGUCGCCUUUACGGCACAACCUUCACAAGGAUGACGGAGCUGAACCGCCGCGGAUUCAUCAACCACCACAUCGCCGGCUUCACGAAAAUCCUCAUCUUGAUCGUCGCGGCAUACCCAUUCAUCAGUGUCACGUUUUGCAAAGGACUAUUCCAGACCCCGUUCUCGCCCGGAUCGCCAGUCACAUUGGGGGACAUACUGGUCGUUUCUGCGCAGAUGCUGAUGGCAAUGUACAUCUUUGAAUUGAUAUAUCGCAUCAAGCUCUCGCCCAUUGCCGUCUUGCACCACAUUGGCACGAUCCUGAUUGGCCAGACGGCUAUUGCGAUCAGUUUGAAACCCGCUCGCGAGCAAGAUACUUAUAUUGAGUUUAUUCUCUGCACUGCUUGGGGCGCGUUUGACAUUGUUUCCGAAUUUUUUCCGCACGUCGCAAUCAUCUUGUAUCGCAUUUUUCCUGAGCGUCAUCGCUUCCUCAGUCGGGUAUUUCUUCUCUGUUGCUUCACGACUGCGACGGGAACUCUGUGUGAAACAAUUUUGACAAUGUGGCUGUUCGGUAGCCUGUGGAGUAAAUGGCGUCUGGCGUUUAAAGUGGUGACUCCCCUUUUACACAUUGCAUUUUCGGCCGCGCAGAUCCACGGAAGUGUUGUUUUUUGGCGGAUGCAUCGUCUGCAGGAGCGGUAUCUAGAUGAAGACAUUGAGAGCAGUCCCGCCAAGGUUGAACAUCCUCUGCAUGGAGAAGGGAAGAAAUCUGACGAUGAUAAAAUGGCACCCAGUUCAGGGACUGCCCAGGUACACCAUAUAUUGCUCUCGAAAGACCAGAGUAUCUCUAGGGUGCAUAGCUUCAAAGGCUGUCAAACCUAG